Molecule: messenger RNA, 1497 nt
Organism: Trichoderma asperellum CBS 433.97
Lineage: Eukaryota; Fungi; Ascomycota; Sordariomycetes; Hypocreales; Hypocreaceae
Molecular function (GO): heme binding; monooxygenase activity; iron ion binding
Source: RefSeq, a predicted model, not a curated record
AUGGGCUUUAUACAAGACUCAAAUUUCUCUUUGAAGCCCAGUGUUGCACUGCCACUGCUAGCGGUAUUAUCGGGGUUACUGUAUAUCGCAUACACCGUUAUUUAUAAUCUUUUUUUCCACCCUCUCAAAAAAUUUCCAGGUCCAAAACUCUGGGCUCUUCACUAUGGAUUCUAUGCUCGCCUUGAGCUAUCUGGCGAAGGCCAUCGAAGAAUGCUGAGAAUGCACAUGAAGUACGGCCCCGUUAUUCGAGUUUCUCCAAAUCAUCUAGCUUUCUGCCAUCCAGAUGCGAUGAAUGAUCUUUCAUCUCAUCGGAAGCCAGGCCAGCUUGAGAAUGGCAAAGAUGAAUCCCGCAGCUUGAGUGUCCCCCACAGCAUCAUUGGUGCAUCCCGUACAGACCAUUCUCGAAUGCGAAAAAGUAUGGCAAACGGAUUUUCUCAGCAGUCAAUGAUCAGUCAGCAGCCUCUGAUUAAAGUUUACAUCGAUAAAUUAUUUGAAAAGCUUGAAGAAACAAGCGUUAAAGGGGAAAAAAUUGAUGCGGUCGCGUGGUAUAAUUAUACGACUUUUGAUAUCAUUGGAGACUUAGCUUUUGGUGAACCAUUUGGGUGUCUUCAGGAGUCUACCUAUCAUCCUUGGGUAGAUCUCAUUUUUAAGAGCAUCAAGGGUAUAGCAUUUGAUUCAUCUUUUAGGCGCAUGGGAUAUCUUCAUGAUAUUCUAAUGUUGUUAACUCCCAAAUCGAUGAAAGACAAGUUCGAAGAACACAAAAAGCUAUCUGAAGAAAAAGUUAUGAAAAGGUUAAAGACGGAAACGGAUCGGAAAGACUUUAUAGCUUCCAUGAUAUCCAAAAAAGGAAAAGAUGAAUUAUCCUUUCAGGAGCUUACCGUCAACGCUGGUAUUCUAGUUAUUGGAGGUUCAGAAACGACAGCAACAGUGCUCUCUGCGGCAACGUACUUCCUUGGUGCUAACCCAGAGCCUCUCAAAAAGCUAUACGAUGAAGUUCGAUCUGCAUUUAACAGUGAAGAAGAGAUUGAUCUAUUCAGCGUUGGUCGCUUAAACUACAUGCUCGCUGUUUUGGAUGAAGCAAUGAGGCUUCACGCGCCGGUUCCAGCGACGACGCCACGAACUAUUAAUGAACAAGGUGACACCAUUGCAGGCUACUACGUGCCGCCGGGAACAAACAUUGAUAUCUGGUAUUGGACCAUGUUCCAUCAUGCUGAAUAUUGGACCCAUGCAGAAGACUUCAUCCCAGAACGAUGGCUAGGAGAUCUAAGAUUUGAGCAUGAUAAGAGACAAAUCUUCACUCCUUUCUCUGUUGGUCCUAGAAACUGUAUAGGGAAGAAUCUUGCUUAUGCCGAGAUGCGACUCAUCCUGGCCAAGCUUAUUUGGAACUACGAUAUUGAGCUUGCUGAAGAAAGUGUGGACUGGGAUAAGAGGUGUAGAUGCUAUAUACUAUACGAGAAGGGGCCUCUUUACAUAUACCUAAAGCCCAGGCAGGGUUGA